AAAAUCAAAUGUCUUCUUAAAAAUUUUUUAUGUGGUAGAAGUUGAGUUGUCGUGAGACUGCACUAGCCCUUUGUCUUGGUAACUUAACUAGAUUUUCAUUCAUCCCUUUUAGUUGCAGAGUUUUGGUAUUCUAUAUUUUAUUUUAUUUUUGUGGGGGAGGUAUUCGUAUAUAAUACUAAUAUAACUUAUGAUUUUUUUUUUUAUUUGUUACUUUUUUGGGUACUUUUAGUAACUUAUGAUUAUUGUACGUUGUUAACAUAUUAUGGUGAUUGGAAUUAGAAUUAAAUGAUUUUAAAGAGUACUAUUAUGUGUUUUAGGUUUCGUUCUAUAAUAUUAUGAUGACAAAUAAUAUAGAAUGAAAGGAGUAAUACAGAUGAUUAUGGUAACUGAUUAAUGCCACCUAUCAUUGCUGAGGUGGUUUGAGAGUUUGUGUAUCAUUAAUGAUUUUGGAUGCCUGUAACCUAACUUCAGUUUUAGUAAUUUUUUUUUUCCCAACAUUUCUCCGUUCUGGAAUAGUUGUUAAAUUCUAAAUGCUUAUAAAGAUUAAGAAAUUUGUUGAAAAACAUUAAUGUUGACAAAACUCUAGUGUAAUUUACAAAACAAUCCUUAAGUUUUAUUUGGUUGGAGGAAAUUAGAAAGGAAGAAAAGUGAUAGGAAGGUAAAUGGGAGGAUGAAGAUUAAUUUUUGCCAUUUGGUUGGAAGAGAUGGAGAGAGAUGCUGGUGGGUGUCUUUUUUCAAGGUUUUAGUUAAAAUAAAAUAACAUCUUAAAAUAAUAUAAGGUUAAAAUUGUUAUUCAAUAUUAAUAUUUUUUUCUAUUCGCGAAUGCUACUAUCGUAAAGUGAGAAACUAGAUGAAGGAAGAGUUAUUUUGAGUGUUGGUUUUAAGUUUAUUAUUAGUUGGAUGCAGUUAGAACAUUUUAGUUAAUUUUUUAUUAGAAAAAUUAUGUUUCUUGAUAUCCCUUCAGAUGUUUCACAAAAUAUUAUCCUCUGUCUACCAAAUGAAAAAUUGCUCAAUUUUCUCUAAUUUGAGGCGGUUUCUUACAACCUUCCUUGUCUUACUGCUACAGUUUAUUUUUUUAUUUUUUUUUGUGUAGUGUUAGGCAACAUUUUUCACUUGUUGCUAAAAUCAAAUGUUUCUUUACAUAAAAGAUGUUCAUAGUGAGCACAGAUUUUACAUAUUACAAUAUUUGAAUAGUAUAGUUUGAAUAUCACCUCUAACAAAAGUUAACACUUAUGGAUUUAAGACAAUAUUUAUUUGAGAAUAAGGAUAAUACUUUAAAAAAAAAAAGUGUUGUGUAUACAUUUUAGGCAAUACUUUUAAAGUAUUACUAAAAUAAAACGUUGGAGGAGAAUUGGAAUUGAUGUUUUGUUUGCUCCAUUCUUGCAUGAAUUCCGAGCGUUUUCAUUCAAGCUAAUGUUGUCGACUAGCUAUUCUUCUGAAGGAGUAUUUGGGGAUACCAUUAAAUCAGCUACUCACCUGCCACCAACUGCUAAAAAGAAAAAGAAAAGAAAAAGAAAAGAAAAGAAAAAAAGCAUGCAAUGCACACAUUUAAAGUUGGUUGUAGCAUUAGUGGCAGAUUAUUGUUGUCCAUCAAUCUUUUCUCAUUCUUCUGUUUGAUAGGGAGAGUCAUCUAGCGAGUUGAAGUUGCAUUACAAUGAGUGCAGGUCCCAGCAAACAAAAGCCAGGUCCCAGCAAACCAAAGCCAGAUCCCAGCGAACCAAAGGCAGGUCCCAGCAAACCAAGGGAGCCAGAUUUCACUGAGGAAUUCAAAGUUCAACCUAGAAAAGACCAGUACCAGGAAUUUAUCUCUAGAGUGCGCCAGCAAGUAGUCCCAAACCCUGCUGAUCCUACUUCUACUCCUCACUCUACUCAUGGUCUUCCUGCGCUUAUCCCUGAACAAACUAAUCGGAGCGAGAUUCGACUCUUCGAUUUGGUAUUAAAGGCAAAUAAUGGAGUUCCUCACACUGUCAUACUCCGAUUUAGAAGGGACAACCUCUACCUAAUUGGUUACCAGAUGGAAAAUGGAAAUUGGUUAGAGCUAGACAACGAAAAACAUGAGCACUUAAUUACAGGUGCAGAAUGGUUACCCUUUGAUGCCAGCUACGGGGGAUUGGCAGCAGCUGCUGUUGCUGAUGAAAAUAAGCAAGCUGCUGAUGAAAAGAAGCAAGCUGCUGAUAAAAAGAAGAAAAAACCCCUGGGUGUUGAAGACAUCGCCGUUGGCUCUAAAAGCCUAGGAAAUGCGGUAAUUCAACUCGCUACAUCUGAAGUCAAUCGCAAUAGGGCAAAGAGUUUAAUGGCUAUGAUUGUGAUGAUUUCUGAAGCACUUAGGCUGAAUAACGUACGGCAAUUCGUGGAAGAGAAUUACGAGCAAGGUAGCACGAUUCGGCAGGGGAUGGAUGGAACAGAUUCACGCUUCAAACGACUUGAUGAUGAGAUUAAGGAUUGGAGUCACUUAUCAAAAACAUUGUUUUUCUUGGAUGCAUGCCCCUCUGAGCCAAACAGCAAUAAUGUCUACCAAAGCGGCGGCAAAGAGUCCACCUACAAAAGUGCACUGCAGAUAAUAAAAGACUGGGGUGGUAUUCAAAUUAUCAUUGCAUUGUUGGGCAUUGUCAAGUAUUUUUGCUUCAAACCACAGCCACGCAAGCCCAGGGCGGCCGUGGAAGAUGGAGGUGAUGAUGGGCAGUGUAUUGUAAUUGGAUCAGAGCUUCUCGAGGGAUGUGAUGAUGGGCAGUGUAUUGUAUUUGGAUCAGAGCUUAUCGAGGUGUUCUCGAUACGCAUUGACAACAAUUACACACAUGCACGCGAGAUCUAUGGAAUAAUCACAGCUACUGAUGCACUAAGGACCCAAAUAAUUUAUAACACCUCAAAAGACAAUCCUGAGUACAUCAAUCCAGGCCCAAAUGAUGUUUUGCUUACUGGACCAUCUGAAGAAGCCAUCUCGGCCCUUGGCGAGGUUACUAUCCAGUUUCUUCUCAAAGAAAAGGGCAGAAACGACGGCAAAGAAGUCAUCCUUUAUCAAGGCUUGUACUGGAGUUCCUUCAAAUUUGGCAAUGUGUAUGACAAACCCACAUCCAAGGCAUUCGACAUAGAUGGGGGUCGCUUGAUCAUCAAUUAUGGCGUGUCUAGACAUGCAGCAGCUGCUAAAGUGAACAUAUCCAAGUUUAAAGGAGGGGAAAACACAAGUGAAGUUUAUGGGAAGGUUUCGAGUUUAGCUGGUUGGAAUGGUGCUGAUGCCACAAGCAUCUUGUUCCAGAGAGAAAAAGGAGAUCGCGUCACAGUAAACCGUGGGGAACUCAUUCCAUUGUCGAGAUCCAUUGUAGUUGUACCAUUGAGCAGCUCCACUCUCAAAGUCACAGUGCAGGUAAAUCAUCAUAACAUGAUAUUUCCCGACGUAGAACUUGCUAAUGACACCAUCCAGCUUGAAACAAAGGAAUCAGGCUCAGAUCAGAGGGCCAUCCAAGAAACGGAUACUGCGCUCUUCACUCCAGAUGAUUCUGUGCUCUUAAUGGUUGUCGAUUGGGCAACUCCAAUUUGAUUAAGUGCGUAAGUAGGUGGUGGUGGCAUCAUGUGGGAAUAUCAUUUAGUGAGUGAUAAGUGUCUAAUAAUAAUGCUAUUUAAUUAGUGUGCAAUUAACAUGUAAUCUUUUUAAAUAAUGUGUCAUAUUAUCAUAUUAAGUGUGUUGUGUGUGAUAAGACUAUCUUGAUGUAAUAUGGAGUAUUUAAGUGUAUAAUAAAUAUUUUCAUCCUACGUGAUAUUUUAUGGAGGAAUAUAAAAUCUUGUUAAUUUUAGCUUUUAAGAU
Abrus precatorius (Indian licorice) is the source of this 3799-nucleotide messenger RNA. RefSeq lists its product as uncharacterized. The record is from RefSeq and is a predicted model, not a curated record. The transcript has 3 exons. The coding region runs from base 1655 to 3535 and encodes 626 amino acids. Gene Ontology annotation, molecular function: rRNA N-glycosylase activity. Gene Ontology annotation, biological process: negative regulation of translation. NCBI's taxonomy places the organism in Eukaryota, Viridiplantae, Streptophyta, Magnoliopsida, Fabales, Fabaceae.